Molecule: messenger RNA, 1865 nt
Organism: Tupaia belangeri chinensis (Chinese tree shrew)
Lineage: Eukaryota; Metazoa; Chordata; Mammalia; Scandentia; Tupaiidae
Gene: RRM2
Product: ribonucleotide reductase regulatory subunit M2
Biological process (GO): deoxyribonucleotide biosynthetic process
Cellular component (GO): cytosol
Molecular function (GO): ribonucleoside-diphosphate reductase activity, thioredoxin disulfide as acceptor
Source: RefSeq, a predicted model, not a curated record
AAAUCGAAGGUACCUGCCCCCGGCGUGGAGGAUGAGCCACUGCUGAGAGAAAACCCCCGCCGCUUUGUCAUCUUUCCCAUCGAGUACCACGACAUCUGGCAGAUGUACAAGAAAGCCGAGGCUUCCUUUUGGACCGCCGAGGAGGUGGAUCUUUCCAAGGACAUCCAGCACUGGGAAGCCCUGAAGCCUGAGGAGAGAUACUUCAUAUCCCAUGUUCUGGCUUUCUUUGCAGCAAGUGAUGGCAUCGUAAAUGAAAACUUGGUGGAGCGAUUUAGCCAAGAAGUUCAGAUAACAGAAGCCCGCUGUUUCUAUGGCUUCCAAAUUGCCAUGGAAAACAUACAUUCUGAAAUGUAUAGUCUCCUUAUUGACACUUACAUUAAAGAUUCCAAAGAAAGGGAAUUUCUCUUCAAUGCCAUUGAAACCAUGCCUUGUGUCAAGAAGAAGGCAGAUUGGGCCUUGCGUUGGAUUGGGGACAAAGAGGCUACCUAUGGAGAACGUGUUGUAGCCUUUGCAGCAGUAGAAGGAAUCUUCUUUUCUGGCUCGUUUGCAUCAAUAUUCUGGCUCAAGAAACGAGGACUGAUGCCCGGCCUCACAUUUUCUAAUGAACUGAUUAGCAGAGAUGAGGGUUUACACUGUGACUUUGCCUGCCUGAUGUUUAAACAUCUGCUACACAAACCGUCGGAGCAGAGAGUGCAAGAAAUCAUUGUCAAUGCUGUCAGGAUAGAACAGGAGUUCCUCACAGAGGCCUUGCCUGUGAAGCUCAUUGGGAUGAACUGCACUUUGAUGAAGCAGUACAUUGAGUUUGUGGCUGAUAGACUUAUGCUGGAACUGGGAUUUAGCAAGGUUUUCAGAGUAGAAAAUCCAUUUGACUUUAUGGAGAAUAUUUCACUGGAAGGAAAGACUAACUUCUUUGAGAAGAGAGUAGGCGAGUAUCAGAGGAUGGGAGUGAUGUCAAGUCCAACCGAGAAUUCUUUUACCUUGGAUGCGGACUUCUAAGGGAACUGGAGGUGCUCUUAAAUUGCUGAUUUUUUUUUUUCCCCUUCUCAUCAAAACGAAAAUCAGCAAAUGUAUAUCAACCAGCUACACCAUAAUUGUCCAUAAAGUUCACUAACGGCAUCUUUUACACUGUGUAGCUACCUCAGAAUCAAUCCUGUUAGACUGGUGGUAUCCCCUAGGAAGGAGGAUACUUAAGAUGAGCAACUGAGAAUUUACGAAAGACCUUGUCCACAUUUGGUUUUUGCAAGCAGGCUGGCUGGCUGACUUCAUUGUACAGGGUGUGGCAAUCUUGGCUUUACAGCAGGACCCAGCAGGAUCGAACAUUCAGUUAACUAUCACAAGCAGUUAAAAGAUGUCGGCCUCACUGCCUCACAGCAGACAUUGGUUUACUUAACUAGUUAAACUGGCACUUUCCACACAAAUAAACAUUGUACUGAUUUGUUUUCUACACACAACACAAAGUAUUCUGUUUACCACUAAUGGGAGCCAAUUUAAAAUGUAAGUGACGAUUUAGACUUUGGUAGACGAAGCAUGUAAUUUCCAAGUUUUAUUUUCUUUAAUGAACUGAAAUACUCUGUAAUCACUUUAAAGUCAGUCUUGUGCAUACCUUGAUAUUAGUUUGUUGGUGCCACACAGGAGAUAGAUUAUGUUUUUAUCCUGUAACCUAGGUGGCAAAUCAUGGGGUCUGUGCCUCUGCUGAGGUCAAAUAUUGUGGAAUAAGAGAUGAAGAGGAAUCUUUCAGGGUAAGCAGCUUCUAACUUAAGUCAUUAGGAACUGAGGCUUGAUCAGUCCUGGCUGCCAGGGCCCUGGGUCUAAAGAUGUGUGGAGCAGUAUCAUUUCAUUUCUUAAGUUGUGUUUUCCCUAGCUUU